AGCGAAAGCUGGUCGUGGUUAGCUACCUGUUAGUCCAAGUUGGGUGGCGGCUCAGGAGCUGUGGCGGGCCGAGCGCGUUGGAAAUGGGACAGGGAGAUAGGAAGAGUUAAGUCCAAUAACCUAGGAGCCACUUACCCAGAAGCACACAAACAAGUGGAAAGAAUAGAAGCUGAGGUUCCUAUUAACCAUUCUCAUCGUUAGAUGUGCCCAGGUUCACCAUUAGGAAGCUGAACAAAAUGGAUGAAGAAUCUGGCAGAUUUCAAAUUAAUGCUCCAAAUUUUGUGAAGAAAAAACACAGAGAAAGCUCUGCAACUGGAGAAAGGAAUAAAGAGCUUAAUGAGAAAGAUUUUGAUGACUCUCUCCUGCUUUUUGAUGAACAUUCUCAGAGUACUACAGACCAAACAGAUUCCAAGUUCCCCAAUUUUACCUGUAUCAGAUCAGAAAUCUGCAGUGACAAUGAAAUCCUAAAGGAUGCCACUACAGCCAAAAAGAGAAAAAAGAAAAAUGCCUGUGAUAUACAGGAGGAAAUGGGGGUAAUAUGUGUCCUUGUGGAUAAAGAAAAUAUUGAAAGUAUGAAAAGGGAGAACUUUAGAAAAGAUGUUGAUAUUGUAUAUAUAGAUAUGAAAAAAGGGAAUGAGCUGCCAAAAUCAAAUGAAAAAGAUGAACUGCAUUCAAUUUCUGAAGCUAAUAAAAAUGACUUAGAAGAUCCAGAUCACAAAGUUAAGGAGAAACUCCAUAAAGUCAGUGGUAGAAAGGAAAAUUUCAAUGUUAUACAGACAACCUCUCAGUUGAGCUCCUGUUCCCAAGAGCAAAAAUCCACCUUUUCUUUAGAAAGAGAAGGUGAGAUUAGGGAACCAUUAGUAUCUACUGAUAUAAUGAGAUUGUCAAAGUCCAAGAACAAAAGGAAAAGGUCUUCAGAUACAAACCAUAUGAAAUCUGAGGAUAUUUCUAUGUCUGAUGAAAGCCUUGUGACCAUUCACACCAGUGGGACACAGGUGGUCAAUGAAGUUAGUACAAUAGAGGCUGAUAGGGCCCUUGAGGAAGAGAAAGUGAAAUCUGUCAGGAAAAAGAAAAAAAGGGAAACAGCCUCACAUGAAAAUGAUCAGGUAGCCACUUAUGAUAUUUCAGUGCCCAAUGUGGACUCUGUAGAUGACCAGAUGAAAAUAGGUGAUCGUGUUAGUAAUGUGGAGACUCUGGAGGGUGAUGGUACCCUUAGUGAAAGCAAUAUGGAAUUAGUCAGAAAAAAGAAAAAGAAGAAAAAGGGUUCAUCUAAAAAUGAUCGAUCAAUUGCUGAUAAUUUUUCAGUGCCUGAAAUGAACUAUGUAAAUAUGCCUUCUGACCAAGUGGUUGGUGUAACUAAUAGCAUUGAGACUUUGGAGGACGAUAGCACCUUCAACGAAAGUAAUGUAGGAUAUGUCAGGGAAAAGAAAAAAAAGAAAAAGACUUCAAAUAAAAAUGAUAUUGUGCUGGUGGAUGAUUUUUCAGGUCCUGAUUUGAACUUGAAGGAUAUAGCAUCUGAGCAAAUGGAAACCAGUCAUGGUGUUAGUAAUGUCAGGACUAUGGACGGUGAUAUCACCCUCAGUGAAAGCAAUGUGAAAUCAAUAAGAAAAAAGAAGCAAAAGACUUCAUCUAAAAGUGAUCAAGCAAGUGCUGCUGAUUUUUCAGUGCCUGAGAUGAGUUCUGUGGAUGUGCCUUCAGACCAAAUGAAAGUGGUUGGUGCAGCUAAUUGUAGCAUUGAGACUCUAGAGGAUAAUAGCACCUUUGUGGAAUCUGUCAGGGAAAAGAAAAGAAAUAGAAAGAUUUCGAAUAAAAGUAAGCAGGCACCUACUGAUUUUUUAGUGCCUUGUACAGACUCUGUGGAUGUGCCAUCUGACCAGAUGACAAAAACUAGUGUUAACAUUGACACUUUGGAGGAUGGUAACACCUUUAAUGAAAGCAGUGGCGAAUCUAUCAGGAAAAAGAAAAAGAAGCGAAAGACUUCCACCAAAAAUGAUCAGGAACCUGCCAGUGACUUUUCAGUACCUGGUCCAAGCUCUGUGGAUAGGCCUUCUGACCAUAUGAAAAUGUGUGAUAAGGUUAAUAACAUUGAGACUUUGGAGAGUAAUGGUGCUCUUAUUGAAGGCAAUGAGAAAUCUGCCAGAAAAAAGAAAAAGAAGCAAAAGGCUUCAUCUAAAAAUGAUCAGGCACUAGGCAGUGACUUUUCAAUACCAUAUAUAAGCUCUACGCAUAGGUCUUCUAAACAGGACCAAAGGAAAACAAGUGUUAGUGUUCACACUGACACUGUAGGGGGUGAGAGCGCCCUUAGUGAAAGCAACACAGAAUCUAUCAGGAAAAAGAAGCGAAAGUCCUCAGCCAGAAAUGAUCAGGGACCUGCUGAUGACUUUUCAGCACUUGAUCCAAGUUCCAUGGAUAGGUCUUCUAAGCAUAGGAAAACAAGUAAGAAUAGUAAGACUGAGUUCCUUGAGAAUGAUAGAACCCUUAUUGAAAGCAAUGGGGAAUCUGUCUGGAAAAGGAAAAAGAAGCGAAAGACUUCACCUAACAAUGAACAGGAAUUUGCUGAAGACUCUUCAGCUCCUGGCACGAGCUCUGUGGUUAGCCCUUUCUCUGACCAUGUGAAAAUGGGUAAUAGGUUUAACACUGAGACUGUGGAGGGUGAGAGUACCCUUAGCAAUGGGGAGAAUGUCAGGAAAAAGAAAAAAAAGCAAAAGCCUUCAGCUAAAAAGGAUCAGGCGAUUACUGAUGACUUUUCAGUACCUGGUUCAAGCUCUGUGGAGGGGCCUUCUGACCAUGGGGAGACAGGUAGGGAUGAUAACAACACUGACCCUUUGGAGGGUGAUCAUGCUCUUAAUGAAAGCAGUGUGGAAUCUAGAAGGAAAAAGAAAAGAAAGAGAAAAACUUCAACUGGAAAGGAUCAUGGACCUGUGGAUGACUUUUCAGUUCCUGGUACAAGCUCUGUAGGCGCACCUUCUGACAAAAGGAAAACAGUCCAUGGGACUGACAAUGUGAUGAAUUCAGAGAGGGGUAACAUGCUUAAUGAGAAAGUGAAAGACACCAGGAGAAAGAAGAAAGAAUCUCACUCAGACAAAACAAGUGUAGAAACUGAGGAGAGGUUAGUAUCUACAAAUGAGGAAAGAAGGAACUCAGAAGAAGCUGAUGAUUCAGAUUUGGAAAAUUUGUCAGAAGAUUUGACAGAUCUAGAUGUUGAUUUGGAGGGUGCUGUGAAAAAACUCCAAGAGUUUAUUCCUAAUGUGAAGGAAAGGGCAGCUGCUACAGUAAAGCGGAUGUAUAGGGAUGACUUGAAACGUUUUCAGCAAUUUAAAGAACAAGGUGUCCCCAUUAAAUUUGGCAAAUUUUCUGCAAAGGAAAAUGAACAACUACGGAAAAAUGUGGAGGAUUUUUUAUCCUUAACUGGAAUUGAGACUGCAGACAAAUUGCUUCAUACAGACAGAUAUCCAGAGGAGAAAUCUGUUAUCACAGAUUUAAAAAGAAAGCACCAAUUUAGAUGCCAUAUUGGUGAAGGUAUUCCCCGGCCAUGGAAAUUAGUAUAUUAUAGAGCAAAAAAAAUGUUUGAUAUCAACAAUUACAAAGGCAGAUAUAGUAAAAAGGACACUCAGAAGUUAAAGAAGUACCAGUCCAUACAUGGAAAUGAUUGGAAAAAGAUUGGUGAGAUGGUGUCCCGCAGUAGCCUCUCUGUGGCACUGAAAUUCUCCCAGAUUAGCAAUCAGAUAAAUCAUGGUCCUUGGAGUAAAGCAGAGACUCGGAGACUAAUUAAAGCUGUUGAAGAAGUGAUUCUAAAGAAACUGUCACCAAAAGAGGUAGAAGACAUAGAUUCUCGGCUCCAAGAAGACAAUUCCCCAGAAUCUUUGUCAAUUUUGAGGAAACAGCUCUACAAGGGUAUAUCCUGGGUAGAAGUAGAAGCCAAAGUAGAAACAAGAAAUUGGAUGCAGUGUAAAAGUAAGUGGCCUGAAAUUCUAACCAAGCGGAUGACCAAUGGGAAGGUUGUGUACCGUGGGACAAAUGCUCUGCGUGCCAAAAUCAAUCUUAUUGAAAGGUUGUAUCAUACAAAUGUUCAAGAAGCUAAUGAAAUUAAUUGGGAACACCUUGCUGGUGCCAUUGGAGAUGUUCCUCCAUCCUACGUUCAAUCUAAAUUUUAUAAACUAAAAGCUACCUGUGUUCCUCUUUGGCAGGAGAAGACCUUCCCAGAAAUCGUAGACUACCUCUAUGAGACCAGCCGCCCAUUACUGGAACAGAAGUUAAGGAAGAAGCUGAAGAAGGAAGGCACAACUCUUCAGGAGCCUGAGGUGCCAAGGCAGUCAUUUCGAUUCAAGGACAUCUUUUAUUGUGAGAGUGACAGUGAGGAAGAAGAUAGAGAAGAAAGCAGCUAAACUGGGGUCACACCCAAGUUCCUUUUUUAUGUUUUUAAUUUAUUGCACUGUUCAUGGUCUUUUUUUUUUUUUCCAAGUCAUUUUCAGAAUUGUCAUCCUGUGAAGAAUGGAUAAAGACCAGGGAAGGGUUGGGGAAGGGGGCAGUGUUUAAUUCUGCCUUUUAACACCAUUAGAAUUUUGAGGUAGAAGAGACACUUUAAGUGUCUGUUAACCCUCUCGUUUUACAGGUAGAGAAACUGAAGCCCAGAGAGGUGAGGUGGCAUUACUGUGGCAAUGUAAUGAAUUUAGGAGAAAAAGAACAUAUACUAGCUAUGUAAGCAGGCUGAUUUCCCUCAUAUGUAAAAUGAGAAUAAGAUUACUUAUACUCCCUACCUCCCAGAGUUGUGGAGAAAGUACUCUGUAAAAUUGUUGAUUGCUAUAUAAAAUGAUUUUUUAUUA
Molecule: messenger RNA, 4823 nt
Organism: Dromiciops gliroides (monito del monte)
Lineage: Eukaryota; Metazoa; Chordata; Mammalia; Microbiotheria; Microbiotheriidae
Gene: TTF1
Product: transcription termination factor 1
Exons: 12
Coding region: 237-4385 (1382 amino acids)
Source: RefSeq, a predicted model, not a curated record